AAUCUCACAGACAAAUGGCAGAUGGCUUGGUGAUUUUGUAAUUUGUGGUUUUGGAAUUUUCUUUCAAUCGUACGUCAAAUUGAAUCAAAUUGGAAAAAAUUGAUUUUAUUGUUUUAUUUUGAAUGUAUUUGAUAGCAAGAUGCCUGAUAAAGAACAGAUUAGUGUUGAUAGGAUAAGGUGUUUUUUUGACAUAAGUAUAAGUGGUUUACCGUCCGGUCGGAUAUUAUUUGAAUUGUUCAAUGAUGUUGUUCCUAAAACAUGCGAGAAUUUUAGAUCGCUAUGUACUGGCGAAAGAGGGUUGGGGGCUACCACUAAUAAACCUCUUCAUUAUAAGGGAGUCCUUUUCCACCGGGUAGUUAAGGAUUUUAUGAUACAAGGUGGUGAUUUUUCUAAUGGAAAUGGUACUGGUGGUGAAUCUAUUUAUGGUGGAACCUUCGAAGACGAGAAUUUUGAAUCUAAACAUGAUAGAGGUUUUCUACUGUCAAUGGCAAAUCGUGGUAAAGAUACAAAUGGGUCUCAGUUUUUCAUUACAACACAACCGGCUCCUCAUCUCGACAACGUGCACGUGGUUUUUGGACAUGUUGUCGGUGGGAUUGAUGUUGUUCGUCAAAUUGAAGCUCUCCCGGUUGAUGCCAACAGCAGGCCUUUGCAGGAUGUGAGGAUCGUCAAGUGCGGGGAAUUGGUGAAACAGGUGAAAGUGCGGAAGGAAAAGAAGAAAGAAGAGAAAGCGGCAUCCGAGGAUGAAAAUGAGGAGAAAGAAAAGAAGAAGCACAAAAAAGACAAGAAGGAAAAAAAGGAAAAGAAAAAAGAUAAAUCGAAGAAACAAGCCAAAGAAGACGAGAAAAACCUACAUCCACUGGCGAUAGUUACCAACAUAGAUCCGGAAGAUAUACCUGAUGUGCCGGUUAAUAAAUUUUUACUCCGAGGUAACGCAACCAAAGACGAUAGGAAUCAGAAAGAUUCUUCUGAAUCGAAAUCGUUUAAAGAUAGACGAGAUAAUGAUCGAGAGGGAAAUUUCAGGGGGGGAAGACGGAUGUGGGAAAAUAGAGGUUUCAACAGGAGGGGCCCCAUGAAAACCAAAAGCGGUAGGACCAUAAAAGGCAGAGGAAAAUUCAGGUUCAGGACGCCGUCGAGAAGCAGGUCGAGGAGCGUGACGCCGCCGCACUGGAAGAAAGAGGAGAACAGGGUGAUCAAGAUGUCGGAGCUGGCCGAUCGCAAGAACAACCACCAGGAGCUGCAGGAGGCGCAGCAGCAGAGGGGCGGCAGGGAGCAGGGGGAACGCAACACGUACACGCCGGAGAAGAGGCCCGACAGCGGCAGACCGCUGGAUUACAACGCGCUCGACUACGAGGACCAGUCGGACGAGGCGCCGUCCAAGAGACAGGCGGUGGCCAGCCUGGUGCAGUAUCCCCUGAACAACGUCGAGCAGCAGCGGAAGGUCGUCGACCAGACGGUCGUCGUCGAGAAGCGUAAGACGGAGCAGGAGGAGGAGGAUAAGAGGCUGAUCGAGCGCAGUCAGUUCCUCGCGGAGGCCUUGGGGGUGCAGCUGAAGACGGGGCAGGAUCAUCAGGAGCAGACGUCGGAGGUCAAGCAGGCGGCGCAGACGGGUCAGAAACCGGCGCCGACGGUCGCGCACGCCAAGACGGACGGACCGAAGGAUUUCGGCAGGGAGAGGAGGAGGAGAUCUCCCGAGAACGUCAACGCGGAGGAGAGGGGUGGCAGGAACAAGUUCGAGACUGAGAAACCCGCCAACGCGAACGUUGCGAGGAAUUAUCGUACUAACGGUCGACAAGAAGACGUCCGACGACCGCCCUUCAGGCCCGCCAUCAGGGACUUCAGACAUCGUCGUCCCGCCAGACCGCCCCCGUACCAGCCGAGGGGUCGCAGGGACUCCCCCCGAUCCAGGGAGGCGAGAGAUCGAAGACGUAGACGCUCGAGCGACAGAUCCCGAGAGAACAGACGUUCCAGAUCGCCGCCAACGACGCGUAAACGGUCGGCGUCGCGUCAGAGGACGCCCGAUAAGAAGAGGGAAGAUAAGGAUAGGAGGCGAUCGAGCAGGGGAAAGAGCGAAGAGAAACCGGCUGUUAGGGAACGGAGCGAAGAUAGGAAGACGCCGGAGGUGAAGGAGAAGGCGCCAGAGAAGCCGGAUCUGAAGAAGAUUCUGAAGGCGGUCGAGCCCUUGAAACCGACCGAUAGUACCGAGGAAAAGUACAGGAAACUGUUGUUGAUCAGGCAGAAGGUGGAGCUGUUGGAGAAGAAGAGGAAAGAGGAGGAACAGAGGCGUCUGGAGGAAAAACAGAGGAAGGUGAAGGAAGAAGCGGAAAUGCUGGAUAAGGCUAAGCGAGCGAAGAAAGAAGCCCUGGAGAAGGAGAAGCUGCUGAAGACGUACAAGGUGUUGCAAGAGUUGGAUAAAAGGGUAGCCGGUGGGGCCACCAAGAGUAAACGACGCAGCAGUAGCAGCAGUUCGAGUAGCAGUAGCAGUUCUGACAACUCCCCUCGAAGGAAAUCUAGGAGAUCCAGUUCGAGGAGUAAGCAGGAUAAGAAGAGGCCCAGAAGAAGGUCUUCGAGUUCCAGCAGCAGUAGGUCCCCUAGAAGGAGGAAUGCGACUAAGAAAGGACGUUGAAAUUGAGUGUUUAAUAUUAAUUAUUUUUAUUGUACGGAUCAUAUAUUGAAUAAAGCAUUACCAAGUAUUGAA
This is a messenger RNA of Coccinella septempunctata (seven-spotted ladybird), 2695 nucleotides long. It is a transcript of the gene Moca-cyp, whose product is annotated as peptidyl-prolyl cis-trans isomerase G. Gene Ontology annotation, biological process: protein folding; protein peptidyl-prolyl isomerization. NCBI's taxonomy places the organism in Eukaryota, Metazoa, Arthropoda, Insecta, Coleoptera, Coccinellidae. The transcript is spliced from 12 exons. Gene Ontology annotation, molecular function: peptidyl-prolyl cis-trans isomerase activity. The coding region runs from base 140 to 2623 and encodes 827 amino acids. The record is from RefSeq and is a predicted model, not a curated record. Gene Ontology annotation, cellular component: intracellular membrane-bounded organelle.